CCCCCGCCCCCAGCUCAGAGCUGCUCGGUGCAUUUCUCUCUCCCCUCCGCCCCGCCCGGCUUCGAGAUGCCCAAUUUCGCCGGGAACUGGAAGAUGAAGCACUCGGAGAACUUCGAGGAGCUGCUGAAAGCUUUGAGCGUCAACGUGAUGCUGAGGAAGAUCGCGGUGGCCGCGGCUUCCAAGCCGGCCGUGGAGAUCAAGCAAGACGGCGAGACCUUCUAUAUCAAGACCUCCACCACGGUGCGCACCACCGAGAUCAACUUCAAGAUUGGGGAAGAGUUCGAGGAGCAGACUGUGGACGGGCGCCCCUGCAAGAGCCUGGCCAAAUGGGAAAGUGAGAACAAAAUGGUCUGCGAACAAAGGUUGCUGAAGGGGGAAGGGCCCAAGACCGGCUGGUCCCGGGAAAUGACCAACGAUGGAGAGCUCAUUCUGACCAUGACAGCCGACGACGUGGUCUGCACACGGAUCUACGUCAGGGAGUGAUACGCCCCGCUGGGCAGCGGCGGGUACUCCUGGCACUGCCCCCUUCCCGCUUGCCAAUUGCAGCCUCUCCGCCGACCUUCAGUAACCACUCCGCCGGACUCCAGAGUAUCCCGUUUACAUGAUGCAGCCCAGCGGCACCGCUCCACUUCAUAUUCCACUAUCAGCCCGUCUCCUUCCCUCUCCCCCCGCUCCUCCCACAGCCUCUCUUUGUCCACACAGCCCACAGAGCAAAGCGAACUCCUCCCAGCCCCUCGUCCAAGUGGGUGACACAGAGGGUCACCGUGUAUCCACCCCCACCUUGGCUAGAGGUGACGCUAAUGAAGCUGUCACCCCCAGCCACAGGGGGUUUGCCUGAUUUGCGCCAGGAUGGGGAAGGGGCCUUCUCUCAGCCAGUUCACGGUGGGCCCUGGAGAAUCCUCACCUUGGUCUGUGCUCUGCUCGGAGAUGACCCUGAGCCAAAGCCGCUUUCUAUCAGCUUCGGUGGGGCUGGCCCAUGUCCUGAGCAAACCUGGCCGUGCCUUGAAGUCACGGGAAUUGGGAUGUGAAUUAGCAGCCCACGGCUUGCUGGGCUGAGGGUUCUGCUUUGCCACUUCUGGCCGAUUUUGAGGCCCCUGGAGUAUGAGCCGGGUUAAGACAAUGAGGGCCACUCCGCACUGAUUUAGCCACCCGCUGCCGAAAUGCUUGGCAGUUCUGAGACACAUCUGCAUUUCCAGGUGCUGUAUCCCCAAGGCCUGAUUCUGGGUUAUUCCAUUCCUGCACGUGGAGCCGGGAUGUGGGCGAAUGGGUUCAGGUGGCUUUGACCUUCUCGUAUUCUGGUGCUGUGCCCAGCCCACGGUGUAAGUUAGAGCAGCCUCAGGGCUGCUCUUCAUUGUCCUCUGCCCCCAUGACCUCCCGAAUGCAGGGAGUACCUGUAGUGCACUGCACGCUGGCAAUACCCCCAAUUUCCUCUUCUCUGGGAGCAGGGCUAGUGGAGACCCCUUACCCCAGCUCCACACCGGCCAGGGAGCCCACUGACAGUUGUACUAGAGGCGUGAAUUUAAACUGACACAACUCCAUUGGUGCAUGCUUUUAAACCGGAAUAAGAGCAUCCACAUGCAGGAGUCUGCCCUAGUUAAAGUGAACUGGUUUUAAAACCGAUUUCAGUUCAACGGGUGCAACUUUCCUGUGUAGACAAGAUCUUCGUUCCCGUGGGACAAACAGCUUAGCAGCAGUGCACUGAGGAGAUCAGAUUCCCUUCUAGAGUGGGGCUGAAGCCACUUAUAGGGCAGAACCCAAAGGCACCUGGAUUGUACUUGAACUGUGGGCAAAUAGAGCACUGAUUCUCCUCCCCACCCUUUUAUUUCCCCUCUCUCCGGAUGGAAUUUACCCCUGUGCGCAAAGCCUGUGUGUAACCACCCUGAUGCCGCACACUGCUUUGUCCUGGCAUUGAUUUUAUUUUAUACGGAAUAUUUUUCCAUAUUCCCGUAGGAAGAAGCUGUAACCUAGUUGAGAUGCAUUCCUCUUCCCGUGUAGGGCCUUGUGCUUUCUCUCUCCUCUCUCAGUAGUUGCAACUUUCUCUGAGUAUUUAUUUGUUAAUAUUUUAUUAAAAAGGAACCCCUGAACAAGCCUGUCUCCUGCAGGUCUGCGCAGCAUUGGAUCUUGCCUGGAACACAAUGUCCUUCCAACACAACUCUCUCUA
Molecule: messenger RNA, 2161 nt
Organism: Mauremys reevesii (Reeves's turtle)
Lineage: Eukaryota; Metazoa; Chordata; Testudines; Geoemydidae
Gene: CRABP2
Product: cellular retinoic acid binding protein 2
Exons: 4
Coding region: 67-483 (138 amino acids)
Biological process (GO): fatty acid transport
Cellular component (GO): cytosol; nucleus
Molecular function (GO): fatty acid binding
Source: RefSeq, a predicted model, not a curated record